Molecule: messenger RNA, 1418 nt
Organism: Hypoxylon trugodes
Lineage: Eukaryota; Fungi; Ascomycota; Sordariomycetes; Xylariales; Hypoxylaceae
Exons: 1
Coding region: 1-984 (327 amino acids)
Source: RefSeq, a predicted model, not a curated record
AUGGAUGUAUCCGAAAACAAUUGUAAAGGGGUUUUUACCCAUUUCUUCGAGGUGGCGCGCCCCGCCUCGGACACAAUUAAAGAAGAUUAUCUUGGGACGCCAGCGCACAAAUGUCGUAUGAAGUUCAUAUCAUCUCUUACAGAACGCCUGCAGACGAUUACGAAAGAAUUACAUCUCGCGCAUAAGCAAGAUAUAAUCUCAUUCGUUACAGCGAGCGAUAGUGAGCGGGUUGAUUUCUGCGUGGACGUCCUCGAAAACGAGAAAUUCGGUUUGUUGCGUGGUGAUCGUAGCCAUCUAGAACAUCCGAUUCCAGAUUUGCCUACGCCAACCCAGCUUCUCUGUACCAUAGAGCAUCUCUCUGGAUACUACAAAGUCUUAAAUAUGACUUUUAACCCCACAGGCGAUCAAGAGAAUAACGUCGCAUUUGAGCUAGGCACACGCAAAGACGGUAAGAGAGUUGAGUCCACACCGAGGCGUCGAGCUAUUGGCGAUAGGUAUGAUGAUGAUGACAACUGGAGUUUCCAGAGCUGUGAUGGGGAUCGCCCGGUUUUCACAGUUGCCAACGGGGACUGUGUGAUGUUACGCGUGAAGAACAACACUCCAUUCUCUUGGAAGAUCGUCAUCAUGGUGCUAGGGUCUCUUUGCGAAAUAGAGCAAUUGUAUCCAGGUAGAGAAGGCACAAAAUACGAAGAACUGGGACCAUAUACAACAUUCGACAUGGUUACCAGCUUGAAGAAGGACCACCCCUUCCUUACAUCGGAAACGAACUUUUUCAAGGUUUUCUUUUCGAGGCAGCCAAUUAAUUUUCGAUGGAUGGAACUGCCAGCCUUAGAGGGGUUACGGGAGUCCCCAACGCCUGGACCGGGAGAGAAUCGUGGGCGUGAAACCUUUGAGAGGAAGAUUCCCGCGAAGCAAGAUAGUUGGGAUCCGCAAGUUUCCUGUAUCUGCAAAGAUUUGCAGGUUGACAUUGUGUCCAAGAAAUGAUUCCUUUUUCUUUUUUCGUGACGAUGAGCAAAACUUGGCUAGCUAGGAGGCUACCGUUUUGUUGGUUGGCUUUGUUCUUGGUUAUUCAACGGUCGUUAUCUCGGUAUAGUGUGUUAUCGUAUUACUUAAGUACCUAGGUACCUAAUGCACAUUGCUUUAUAUCUAUUGAAUUACGAAAUGAUGGCUGCUAAAACCCCAAAUUAUACGAAUCUAUUCUACGCAGUUCUAUCGGACGUUCGGUAUCGGGUAAAGGAAUGGUAGUCGAAAACGGGGGUGGGUGUAGUCGGAUGGCCCCAUCUUCGGGGUGCGUGACGAGCCGCUAGCAAUUUAGGAUGAUCUAGGUGGUAUCGGGCGGUCUGAAAAUAGUAGGAUAUAAACUCGAAAGUCUGAGAUUCCGGAAGUGGUUCGGCGGAAAUGGCUUACGUCACUACCUG